AUGGAAAAUUUAGGUCAUUAUAUAUUAUCAAAAGGCGUUAUAGGGUAAACAAAACUAAUUUUUAUUUUAUAAAAUUAAAAAAAGAACAGUUGUAAGUACAUUCUUUAGGGAAAUAUAAGUAUUAGGAUUAGAAAAUAUUCCAAAAGUAUUUAAUAUUAAUAUUUUUAUAAUUUACAAAUAUGUUAUUAAAUUUUAAAGGACUAACCUUUGAUUAUCUGUAGCAACCAUAAUAACUAAUUUAUUGAUGCCCUUUUAAUUUGCAAUAAAAUGGAUAGACCUGUAAAAUUUAUUAUUGCAGCAAAGUCGACAAGAAGACCUAUUAUUGGAUAAGUAAGCAAGAUUUUAGGUGGUAUACCAGUUGAAAGGGCAUAAGAUUUAGCGAAAACUGGUAAAGGUAAAAUAAUUUUAAUUAAAGAUGGUUUUGUCAAGGGUGUAGACACCUAGUUUACAAAAGAUUUCUAAGUAGGAUAUAUAAUAUUUAUUAAUUAAAUUGGUAAAGAAUAUUUGAUUCAAUCCAUUAUUUCUGAUACAGAGUUAAAAAUAAAAUAAGAAAAUCCAGUUUCAGAUACAGAAGUAGAUUUUAAAUACUAAAUUAUUCCUAAAUUAGAUUAAUCUUAAAUGUAUGAUAAAGUAUGGGAUUCUUUAGUUAAGAAUGAAGUCGUUGGUAUAUUUCCUGAAGGAGGUUCACAUGAUAGGACUGAUUUUCUUCCUCUUAAGGCAGGAGUUUGCAUUAUGGCCUUAGGUGCCAUGGCUCAAUUUGGAAUUUAAGUUAAUAUAGUUUGUUGCGGACUUAAUUAUUAUAACUGUGAUAAAUUUAGGUCUAAAGUAAUUAUGGAGUUUGGAGUUCCUUAUUUGAUUCCUAAAGAAUAAGCUGAAUUAUAUAAAACAAAUAAAAGAGAAGCUAUUAGCAGUCUUUUGCAUGAAAUUUAAAAUAGACUUAAGGAUGUGACAACUUCAGUACCUAGUUAUAAUGAAUUAAUGCGUAUUUAUAUGGCUAGAAGAAUUUAUUAUCCUGAAAAUAGAGAAUUGACACCAAAAGAAGAAUUAGAAUUGAACCGAAGAUUUGCUAAAGGGUAUUCUGAAAUGUCUGAUAAAAAAGAAGUAAAAUAAUUAUUUAAUAAAAUUGGUGAAUAUAGGAGUUAUUUGAAAAUUUCUGGCAUGGAUGAUUAUUAAAUAAGACAUUAUAAUAAUUAGUUUUCUCAUAAUUUAUCUGUUGCAAUUUAUUCAAUUUUUAUGAUUAUUAUUUAUUUAUUAUUCUCAUUACCUGGAAUGGUUUUAAAUACUCCAUUUGGAAUUUUAUUAAAUUAUUUGUCAGAAAAAGAAAGGAUUAAAGUAUAAUUUUAUAAUUAUUAAAUAUAUAAAUAAAAAAAAAUAGUGCUAAAUUGCUUCUAAAGUUAAAAUUUUAGGAAAAGAUGUUGUUGCAAGUUAUAAAGUAAUGAUUGCUUUUGUCGUUUUUCCAUUUUCUGCUUUAUUAAUGACUUUAUUAUUUUGCUUUUUCUUUAUUCCUAAUUUUUUACCAUUUCUUUUGCAUAUAAGAUACAAAAGUUCAUUAAUAUUCCUAAUUUUAUAUCCAAUAAUAUAUUUAUAUGAUGGUAAAAUACACUGAUAGAUUAUUCAUGCACUACAAAAAUUUAAAAGCAAAUGUAACUAUUUUGUUUAACAAUUAACAAUACAAAAAUUUGGUAGCAAUAAGAUAAAAUC
Molecule: messenger RNA, 1701 nt
Organism: Ichthyophthirius multifiliis
Lineage: Eukaryota; Ciliophora; Oligohymenophorea; Hymenostomatida
Exons: 6
Biological process (GO): phospholipid biosynthetic process
Cellular component (GO): endoplasmic reticulum membrane
Molecular function (GO): glycerone-phosphate O-acyltransferase activity; glycerol-3-phosphate O-acyltransferase activity
Source: RefSeq, a predicted model, not a curated record